AUGCCGAAGGAAAACAAGAAGCGUGGCCGGCGCGAGGAGCUGAAGAAGCGAAAACGGGAUCACGGCGACGAAGGACACACGAACAAAAGACGCAAGUCCUCAGGUGCUGUCGAGGCGGAGGAGUACAUCUCGCUCGGCCAAAAUGGCGAUGUCGGACUCACCUCCGGACCCGGCGAAAUGCCAUUCUAUGGCAUGCUCGACGAGGAAGAGCAGGAAUACUUCAAGCGGGCCGACGAGAUGCUCGAGCUGAACCAGUUCAACGACGACGAGGAGAAGGUCUUGUUCCUUACCAGCGUCUACCGCGAGGCUGAAGGCAAGGAGCUCAAGAUGGCUAACAGCCAGUCAUGCUCGAGGCUGAUGGAGCGACUUAUAAUGCUGUCGUCGCCUGAUCAGCUUAAGGCUCUUCUCCAGAAGUUCAGCGGGCACUUCCUCCACCUCGUCCAACACCGAUUCGCCUCACACUGCUGCGAAACACUGUUCAUCCGGUCAGCACCCAUAGUCACACGAGAGCUAGUAGCACCACCAGAGGAGGACAAGGGCGAUCCGCAAGGCGUCUACGUGUCCAUGGAGAACCUCUUCCUCUACGCUAUCAACGAGCUCGAAGGCAACCUCGGGUACUUGAUGACGGACAGGUUCGCAUCCCAUACCCUACGGGUUCUUCUCGUUGUACUGUCCGGACAACCUCUUGAGCACUCUGCAACAAAGACACUGCUGCAAAGCAAACGAAAAGAAAGGAUAGCUGUCAACGGCGCUGAGAAGACCAACGAGUUCAGGCUUGAGAAACGCGCGGUGCCCGAAUCUUUCCUGGCCGCAUUGGAGAAGAUCAUCAGAGAAAGCGUAUCAGGACUAGACACGACGUAUCUCCGCGCUCUUGCUACUCAUCCGACGGGCAACCCUACUCUACAACUACUGCUUCAGCUCGAGCUGACCCAGUUCGGCAAGCAGAGAGCCAAGGAUGAGGCUUCGAUCAUUCGAAAGCUGCUGCCCGAUGAUCCCGUCGUGGAAGGCACAGAGAGCGCUUCUUUCAUCAACGGCUUGGUGUACGAUGCCGUCGGGUCACGGUUGCUGGAAACUAUUAUCGAAUACGCGCCGGGAAAAUUGUUCAAGGCACUGUAUAAGGAGUUCUUCAGGGAGCGCAUCGGCAGCCUAGCGCGAAACGAAAUUGCUGGAUACGUCGUCUCCAAGCUUCUAGAAAGGCUCAGCAAAGAAGAUUUGGCGGAAGCAGCGAAUCUCAUCCUGCCACAGCUCCAGAGCCUGGUCGAAAGAAGUAGGGUAGCUGUUAUCAAAACGCUCAUCGAGCGUUGUGCAGCGAGGGGCGUCGAUACAACCGCCAUUGCGGAGCAGCUCGAACAAGCGUACGGCGGUCCGAACGGAUUUGAAAUUGCAAGACUACUCAAACUAGGCGAAGCUACAACAGAAAAUGGCCUCCACCCCCCCUCCGAGAGCACCGCCGCAUCCACCCACCCCGAAAAGCGGCACGGCUCUCUACUUGCACAAGCCAUGAUCGCCGUCCCGGGUCCUCUCAGCGAGCUCAUAUUCGAAUCACUCGCCCGGCUCGGCACGCCUCUAGCGCUCAAAGUGGCAAAAGACCCGACUGCCUCCCGCACGCUGCAAGCAGCCCUCACUUCGCCGAACGCAAGCAUCAUCUUCCGGCGCAAAAUGAUCCAGCAAUUCUACGGGCACAUCGCCGAGAUGGCGCUGGAUCCCUCCGCAUCCCACAUCAUCGACUCCAUCUGGGACGGCACGCACGGGCUGGCCUUCAUCCGCGAGCGCAUCGCCGAGGAGCUGGCGGAGAAUGAGGCUUCCCUGCGUGAAUCUUUCGUUGGGCGGGCGGUGUGGCGGAAUUGGAAGAUGGAUCUCUACAAGCGGAGGAGAGGCGACUGGGUCACGGAAUCGAGAGUUAGCGCGGGGAACGAUGGGUUCCAGCCGUUUCCGGAGGGCAUCACAGGCAAUCAGAACCUGGAGAAGAAGUCAGGGAUUGAGUUCGCCAGGCAGCGGCACGCGGCUGCCAAGGCGAGCAAGGGCAAGGGGAAGGCACACGACAAGCACAAGGGCCCGGCGCCUGUCGCUGGUGGUGCCGCGGCGCAGCCAAGGUGA
Coniosporium apollinis CBS 100218 is the source of this 2097-nucleotide messenger RNA. RefSeq lists its product as uncharacterized. NCBI's taxonomy places the organism in Eukaryota, Fungi, Ascomycota, Dothideomycetes. The transcript has 2 exons. Gene Ontology annotation, biological process: endonucleolytic cleavage in 5'-ETS of tricistronic rRNA transcript (SSU-rRNA, 5.8S rRNA, LSU-rRNA); endonucleolytic cleavage to generate mature 5'-end of SSU-rRNA from (SSU-rRNA, 5.8S rRNA, LSU-rRNA); endonucleolytic cleavage in ITS1 to separate SSU-rRNA from 5.8S rRNA and LSU-rRNA from tricistronic rRNA transcript (SSU-rRNA, 5.8S rRNA, LSU-rRNA). Gene Ontology annotation, cellular component: nucleolus; 90S preribosome; preribosome, small subunit precursor. The record is from RefSeq and is a predicted model, not a curated record. Gene Ontology annotation, molecular function: RNA binding. Bases 1 to 2097 code for a protein of 698 amino acids.